Oryzias latipes (Japanese medaka) is the source of this 1823-nucleotide messenger RNA. It is a transcript of the gene sox9a, whose product is annotated as SRY-box transcription factor 9a. Lineage: Eukaryota; Metazoa; Chordata; Actinopteri; Beloniformes; Adrianichthyidae. Gene Ontology annotation, biological process: negative regulation of transcription by RNA polymerase II; oligodendrocyte differentiation; positive regulation of chondrocyte differentiation. The record is from RefSeq and is marked provisional. Gene Ontology annotation, cellular component: nucleus. Gene Ontology annotation, molecular function: DNA-binding transcription factor activity, RNA polymerase II-specific; RNA polymerase II cis-regulatory region sequence-specific DNA binding.
GCAGACUUUCAGCAAUCCUCCUUCCUUACGCACGAUCCUCAGCAGUCAGAAUAUUUGAAAGACACAUAGAAGCGACCACUUCUGGUUUGAAUUCUUCUUUGCAAACCAGUGAAAGAUCGAAGGAGAGUACUUUUUAAUCUUUUUUUUAUGUUUUUGAUUUUUUUUUUUAAUUAAAGGAUUGAAAUCUGUCAAUCAGACUGUGCGCCCUCAUAGGCUGUCACUACAGUCUUCGGGCUCCAACUCUUGGACGCAGAAAGGCGGACUUUUAUUUCUUCUUUUAGUUUAAAAAGCAUCCCUUGGAUUAUUUUCGCAUGAAUCUCCUCGAUCCAUACCUGAAGAUGACAGAAGAACAGGAGAAGUGUCACUCCGACGCUCCCAGUCCCAGCAUGUCUGAGGACUCCGCAGGUUCGCCUUGUCCGUCCGGCUCCGGUUCGGACACCGAAAACACCCGGCCGUCCGACAACCAUCUCAUCAGGGGGCCGGACUACAAGAAAGAGGGUGAAGAAGAGAAGUUCCCCGUGUGCAUUAGAGACGCGGUGUCCCAAGUGCUCAAGGGCUACGACUGGACUCUGGUGCCGAUGCCAGUACGCGUCAACGGCUCGAGUAAAAGCAAACCUCACGUCAAAAGGCCCAUGAAUGCAUUCAUGGUCUGGGCUCAGGCAGCGCGGAGGAAACUGGCCGACCAAUACCCGCAUUUGCACAACGCAGAGCUCAGCAAAACUCUUGGAAAACUUUGGAGGCUCCUUAAUGAGGUGGAGAAGCGGCCGUUUGUGGAGGAGGCUGAGCGACUGAGGGUCCAGCACAAGAAGGAUCAUCCCGACUAUAAAUACCAGCCCAGGCGGAGAAAAUCUGUCAAGAACGGUCAAAGCGAAGCGGAGGACAGCGAACCGACUCACAUCUCUCCAAAUGCGAUCUUCAAAGCGCUGCAGCAGGCCGACUCUCCUGCGUCCAGCAUGGGCGAGGCGCACUCUCCAGGAGAACAUUCAGGUCAGUCACAGGGGCCACCAACACCCCCAACAACCCCCAAGACAGAUCUUUCUUCCAGCAAAGCUGACCUGAAGCGCGAGGGCCGCCCAGUGCAAGAGGGGACCAGCCGCCAGCUCAACAUAGACUUUGGCGCUGUGGACAUCGGUGAGCUGAGCAGCGACGUCAUCUCCAACAUCGGCAGCUUCGACGUCGAUGAGUUCGAUCAGUACCUGCCCCCUCACAGCCACGCUGGGAUGACCGGCACAGCCCAGACCAGCUACUCCAACAACUACGUUAUCAACAGCUCUGCCGUUGGCCAGACAGCCAAUGUUGGAGCCCAUGCCUGGAUGCCCAAACAGCAGCAUUCUUUGGCCACCAUCGGUGGGGGUGGAGAUCAAAGCCAACAGGGUCAACAGAGAACCACUCAGAUCAAGACGGAGCAGCUGAGCCCCAGCCACUACAGCGAGCAGCAAAGCUCCCCACAGCACGUCAGCUACGGGUCCUUCAACCUGCAGCACUACAGCACCUCUUCUUACCCCUCCAUCACAAGAGCACAGUAUGACUAUUCAGACCACCAAAAUAGUGCCAACUCUUACUACAGCCAUGCAGCUGGUCAAGGCUCCAACAUGUACUCCACCUUCAGCUACAUGAGCCCCAGCCAGAGGCCGAUGUAUACCCCCAUCGCUGACAGUACUGGGGUGCCAUCUGUGCCACAGACCCACAGUCCACAGCACUGGGAGCAGCAGCCCAUAUACACCCAGCUGUCCAGACCGUGAGGCUGAGCACUGACUGACUAACACUCACAGACUUUUCUCAGUGAUCUUUACUCCACCCCUCCAUGCACCCUUCAUUGCCAA